Molecule: messenger RNA, 3055 nt
Organism: Suncus etruscus (white-toothed pygmy shrew)
Lineage: Eukaryota; Metazoa; Chordata; Mammalia; Eulipotyphla; Soricidae
Gene: TADA2B
Product: transcriptional adaptor 2B
Exons: 2
Coding region: 23-1285 (420 amino acids)
Biological process (GO): chromatin remodeling; regulation of transcription by RNA polymerase II
Cellular component (GO): nucleus; SAGA-type complex
Molecular function (GO): zinc ion binding; transcription coactivator activity; chromatin binding
Source: RefSeq, a predicted model, not a curated record
GGCGGGCGGCGGGCGGGGGAAGAUGGCGGAGCUGGGCAAGAAGUACUGCGUGUACUGCCUGGCCGAGGUGAGCCCGCUGCGCUUCCGCUGCACCGAGUGCCAGGACAUCGAGCUGUGCCCCGAGUGCUUCUCGGCGGGCGCCGAGAUCGGCCACCACCGGCGCUACCACGGCUACCAGCUGGUGGACGGCGGCCGCUUCACGCUCUGGGGGCCCGAGGCCGAGGGCGGCUGGACGAGCCGCGAGGAGCAGCUGCUGCUGGACGCCAUCGAGCAGUUCGGCUUCGGCAACUGGGAAGACAUGGCAGCUCACGUGGGCGCCUCCCGGACGCCACAGGAAGUGAUGGAGCACUACGUAAGCAUGUACAUCCACGGCAACCUGGGGAAGGCCUGCAUCCCCGACACCAUCCCCAACCGGGUGACUGACCACACGUGCCCCAGCGGGGGCCCCCUCUCGCCCAGCCUCACCACCCCCUUGCCUCCCCUAGACAUCUCGGUGGCCGAGCAGCAGCAGCUCGGCUACAUGCCACUGCGGGACGACUAUGAGAUCGAGUAUGACCAGGACGCCGAGGCGCUCAUCAGUGGACUCUCCGUCAACUAUGACGAUGACGACGUGGAAAUCGAACUCAAGCGUGCUCAUGUGGACAUGUACGUGCGGAAGCUGCGGGAGCGGCAGCGGCGCAAGAAUAUUGCCCGCGACUACAACCUGGUGCCCGCUUUCCUGGGCAAAGACAAGAAGGAGAAGGAGAAGGUGCCCAAGCGCAAGAUCGGAAAGGAAGAGAAGGAGCUGCGGCUCAAGCUACGGCCGCUCUACCAGUUCAUGUCGUGCAAGGAGUUCGACGACCUGUUCGAGAACAUGCACAAGGAGAAGAUGUUGCGCGCCAAGAUUCGGGAGCUGCAGAGGUACCGGCGCAACGGGAUCACCAAGAUGGAGGAGUCAGCCGAGUAUGAGGCAGCCAGGCACAAGCGGGAGAAGAGGAAGGAAAACAAAAACAGUGGUGGCUCCAAGCGUGGCAAGGAGGAUGGCAAGGACGGCGAGUUCGCUGCCAUCGAGAACCUUCCAGGCUUCGAGCUCUUGUCAGAUCGAGAGAAGGUGCUGUGCAACUCCCUGAACCUGAGCCCUGCCCGCUAUGUGACUGUGAAGACCAUCAUCAUCAAAGACCACCUCCAGAAGCGCCAGGGCAUCCCCUCCAAAAGCCGCCUUCCCAGCUAUCUAGACAAAGUCCUGAAGAAAAGGGUGUUGACCUUCCUGACAGAGAGCGGCUGGAUUUCCAGGGAUGCUUCCUAGGCUGGGGUGCAGGGCUGCCUACCACCUGCCACCCGCCACGCCGGCAUGAGGAGCCUCUUUGUCCCAGACGGGUUCUUCCAGGGCCUGCCAGUAGGAAGGCAGGGAUCUGGCCUAUGGUUAUUGUCCCGGGGGCUGGUGCAGGGUCUUGCCCUGACAGCGUGCUGGGGAGGCUUCUAGGGGACUGGCCCUCCCUUGUAAAGGAGCACUUGCUCUAUAUAGGACUGCUGUGAUGAGGGGUUGGUUUCCUUCUUGCUGGGCUGCCAGCGCUUGCUUUCCCCAGGACAUGGCACCCUGGAGGGGCCUGGCCCCCUCUCCCCCGCACGUGGCACUUUAGAUGGGGCAGGGCCUGGGGGAGGUCUGAGGAGUGGAGAGCAAGAGCUCAGUGAACAGUGUCCCUGCAAGCUUCCCCGAAUCCCCAGGCAGUGACCCUCUGAGCCUGUAGCUCCCAGCCCCAGGCAGACCUGCCAGCUCCCUCCACACCUUGAAGAGUGCUUUGGGGAGCCCCCCGCUAGGAGAGUGGGGUAGGACUGCAGAAUCUGAGCCAGCUUUGCGGGGGGUGGGGCUGCUCCCCAUACCCACACCUCUUCCUUAGAGGAACUGCUUUAGUUUCUGGGACCCUCCCUCACUGGCUGCAGUACCUUAAGUACCUUUCUCAGUGAAACUGACUGGUCCAGCCCCGCUCCCCGUGUGCGGCCACACUGGGCCAUCUGACAGCAGGUCUGGCCCCACGUCAGGGUUUUUUGGGGCCCACUCCCACGGACGUACACGGUACCUUCCUUAAGGAUCUUGAGGAGGCCCCUUGUCUUCCGGCUGCUCAGGGCUCUGUCCAAGACCCUUUUUAGAGUGGGAGUGACUAUGGGCACCCCCACUCCCCAGGGGCUCCCUCCUUCCCCCCCAUCCCUGACUGUUUACUUCCCAGAAUGUUUGGGCUUGAAGUUACAUUAAAGUUAUUUGAAAGAAAGACCUCAUUUCCAAGGACUUCCUUAAUUCUUAAUUAUGGUGCCUUUUCCUUUUUUACACCCUCCUCUCCCCUAGGCAGAGUAUUCAGCAUUAACCAGAACAUUUCAGAGCCCUCAGAACCCUCGCUCAAAGCUCCCUCUGGGUCCCUGGCAGCCAGAGGCUGCCUCCGUUUGUCCCCUGCAGCGACUGCAACUGAGACUCUUGUCCAUCACUAGCCCAUAGCCGGUGCUGUUUUAUGGGUAUCUGGCCACUGCUUCCUCUUGGGCUUUCUGAACAGCCAGCAACGUCCCCAGAAAUCUGCUUGCCAGGGGCCUUAUGUACCCUAGACCUCCGGCUUCAGCUAUGCCGGUGUCUCCACUGACUCCCAACAGAAUCUUAGUUUGAUGAGGUUUUAAAUUGUUUUAUUUUUAUAUAAAAUGAUUUAAGAGUUUGGAAACACAAGAUCUCCGUCCCUGCGCAAGCCAGGCUGUGGUGUCCGAUGAGGCAUCAGAUUGUCCUUUGGAAGGUCUGAAGACUCCAGGUGUGACAGACUCAGCCUCAGGGAUCAAGGGACAAUCACCUGGGCCACUUGCCUCUCGCCCACCCGCUCCAGCUGUUCCUGUCCCUAAGCUGAGUGCAGAGCCUUCCUGUAUCUCAUGAGAAAUUGGUUUCAAGCCCACACAAUUAGGAUUCAAAAUUUAUACUCUUGACUUGCAAAAGUACAAAAGCUAAUGCUGUGAUGGCCAACAAUCCAAUCCAAUGAUGUGUGAAACCUGAACUCUGGCUCCUGUUUUGAUUUUCCUGUUGCACAUUAAACCAGUUGGGAAUGAG